GAGCAUCCAGGAGGGUGGAAUAGGAUAAGUGCCAUGUUCAACUUGAUUAGGAACGUUGCAAGUUAUGCAGCGCCAGAGAAUUAUCAAGCAAUUGCGAAUGUGUAUAAUCGUGUCGCCGAGGCGUUCACCCCGUCAUCAUCGAAGGUUGAAAAAAUAAGUGCGAGUAAACUAAAUUCAUUAGCAAAAUGUGAUUCAUCAAUGGUUUUCUCGAUCUAUUCUGAGCGAACCGCCAGUCCGAUAUUCUAUGUGAUUUAUUUACCAAGAAUGUUGAUUGUGUUUCGAUCUCAAGUGAAAGCAGAUGCAGAUUUGAUACGUAGUUCAUUCUCAAAUCUCAGUAAACUUAUCAAUGCGUUAGAGAACCAUUCGGAAAGUGAUUUCGUGUCUAGAAUGGACCGAUUAAGAAAAUCUGUUGAGGAGAAUCCAUCGUUCGGUGUUAUUCAUCACGCGAGUGCUUGUGACUUUGCUGAUGCCAUCACCAAAAUUUGCUCACAAAGCGAUGCACAAGUAGUUGUGAAUGAGGCAUCAAUAGAUGGUCGAUUUCCACUGCAAAUAGCAGCNGAGGAGUCGCUUCGUGUUCUGAUUAGAUUUGGUGCCGAUUUAUCAAAACAAGACUCGAAACUUCGUAACGUUUUACAUUAUGCCGCAGAAAAAAGUCCCAAAGUGUUGCAAGUGAGUGUAGCGAUCAUUAUGAGCACGUCGGAUCGAUUCGAAAUAGCAAUGAAUCAAAUUGAUGAGGAUGGUAUGACACCGUUAUGUAAAGCCAUCCAAGCAUCACAGAUCGACUCUGUUAAGCUGCUGCUUGAUUCGGGUUGCUCUAAAGGUCCUUUCCCAGCCGGACCAAUUGCAGCCAUCUUAACACUCGCUGAUAAUUCAUCAAAUCGUUUACCUGAACUGGUCGACACCAUAGCGAAGAGAUGUCCUAACUUUCUGUUCGAACGAAUACAUGGAACAUCGACCAUAUUACAUGAAGAAAUGGAUAAAGCGCUUUUGUAUCACAUAUUAGAGGGUGUUGGCCAAACGUUGGACGUGAACGUGCGUGAUGGUUUGAAACAAACACCGUUGCAUUGCGCAGUGCGAAGAGGUAGUCUUGAGCAAACGAUCGCUCUUCUAGCGUUUGGAUGCGAUGUGAAUGCUGUCGAUGAAGAUGGCGAUACUGCGUUGCAUAUCGCCAUACAGGUAUGUACACUUGAUUACGGAUCGCUUUUGCACACAAUUUUGAUCAUUCAUUCGUGGAUUUUGAAGUAG
Anisakis simplex (herring worm) is the source of this 1245-nucleotide messenger RNA. The record is from the annotation of a GenBank genome assembly. NCBI's taxonomy places the organism in Eukaryota, Metazoa, Nematoda, Chromadorea, Rhabditida, Anisakidae.